CUUCUCUCUUCUACAACAGACUCCCUUCCACAGUGCUGGGCUCAGGCUUCAUGGUCCAGCAAGAUCUCAUCUUCGUUAAUGCGCUUCACUGACCAACCAAAAUACAGAGAACCGCGUUGUGCAGAUCUUCUUCGCCCAACAGUCCAUGACCACUGGCUGCAAGAUGCCGGAGUAUCCCCGAUCCCACCGGUAGUCGAUAGUUCCUAAUCAACCAACAUUAUGAAGCGCUCUUCACAUGAUGCCAAUAUCGAUGAGGUUCCACCCCAACAUAGCCGACGGCCCUCCCUUAUUCCCGAUGGCCGAACAUCUGCCCCCAAGAUCUCCAAAGCUCGCGCUUGUGCCGAAUGUAAGCGACAUAAGAUACGUUGCGAAUUCAAAGCAGGGGAAGCGAGCUGCACGAAAUGCACCCGUAGCGGCAUCAAAUGCAUGGUCAAUGACUUUUCCCAGAAAUUCGUCGACGAUGAUGUGAUGUGGAAGUCGCAAGCGGCAACCACGAUCCGACAGCUGCAGGCGGCUGUCUCGCAUCUGCUCCGUGAGGGAGGGCUUCCCGGACUCUCAUCCUUCUCGGGCGGUGACAACCAGAGUGGUACCAGCCCUGCUGAUUCUCACUCUGACCUGCAGCCCUCAUUUGCUGGAUCGCCCGCAGCCAAGCAGUCGGCCGAGCCCGGUGUCGUGAUGGACGUUACACGAGAGCCAUCCCAGGAACCUGACCUUCAAGAUCGCGAACUAGUACCAGCACCCAUGCGGAGUCUGUACGAAGUCACGAAACUGCGCAACCUGCGCAACAACCCUAUCGAACAGCCUCGGGUUACACUUCUUGAGGAGGACUUCAUUUCUCGCGGACUGAUUUCCAUCCACGAGGCCGAGGAGCUCUUUGCGUACUUCAGUAGGACCAUGAAUCAGCUGCUGUGGGGUGGGAUUAUCCUUGUGCAUCGCGAUCUCACUUCCGUCCGGCGGGCUUCCACCCUGCUCUGCGCCGCUGUCCUUACGGUUGCAGCACUGCAUAUUCCCAACCGGACCGAGACGCUGAACCGGUGUUACAGCGAGUAUGUGUCGCUGGUGUCGAGUAUGUCGCUGACACGGUCUCACACUUUGGAUGACAUCCGCGCUCUCUGUAUUGGUGCCUUUUGGCUGUCAGAGUUGAGUUGGAAGCUGUCCGGUCACGCGGUGCGCAUCGCAACCGAACUAGGUCUGCAUCAAAGCUACCACAAGAUGCUGCGUGGUCACAACGACCAAUACGAGCGUGCCCAGCUCUGGUACCUCAUGUAUGUGUGCGAUCAUCACUUCAGUAUCGCCUACGGCCGUCCACCCGUAAUUCAUGAAGACGCCGCUAUCCGGAACUAUGAGACAUUUCUACAAUCGCCGUUGGUGGUGCCAGGAGAUAUUCGACUUAUGGCACAGGUGGCGCUUUUCAUGAUCCUGACAGAAGCUUACAGGACUUUUGGCAGUGAUGGCGAGCAACCAUUUACAGAGAAGGAUUUUGGUCAGUUACGCGUGUUCAAUGUGGCUAUUGACCAAUGGCGGCUCCUGUGGCAGCCCCGAUCUGGUGACAGCCCCUAUGUCCGGACAUAUCCGUCCAAGGGAGUGGUCCUUCACUACCACUUUGCCAAAUUCCAGCUGAAUUCGCUGUCCUUGCGGGCCUUAUCUCCAAUCAACACUCCAGUAUUUUCGAUGGACCGCAAAGAGUCCGCGAACACGGCGAUCGCUUCUGCCAUGGCAUGCCUCAAUAUGGUUCUAGAGGAACCCGACAUCCGAGAUGCGAUAGUCGGGGUCCCUAUAUUCACGCACACGAUGGUCACAUUCUCCGCCGUAUUCCUCCUGAAGGUCGCUAUCAACUGGAACUCAGCCUACCUCAGUCUCGAUGGCCGCCAAGUCCGUCGGCUAGUGGAGCGGGUAAUCGAGCUUCUCAAUUGUGUCUCCGCGGGCGAGAGACAUCUGACCAGGCAUAUCGCCCGUGGACUUGGCAAGAUGCUGGAGCGGUUUGAUACGUGGGACUCGUGGCAUGCGAGCAGCACGUCUGUGGCCGACCCUGCGGCCACCGAUGCACACGGCGGCGAUGUACCGGGCGGCGCGAAUGCCAUGGCCCAGGGGUUUCCGCCGCCGGAUCUGAUUUAUGACAUGGUUGGCACGUACGGGUUUGGACUGGAUGAGAACUUUUUGGAUCCUAGCAUGGCGAGUUUCGAAUUUCUGGCGCAGUAGGCGAGCUGUACAUAGGCCUUAGGCUUCUCAUGGUGAGAGUCAUCC
Molecule: messenger RNA, 2244 nt
Organism: Aspergillus saccharolyticus JOP 1030-1
Lineage: Eukaryota; Fungi; Ascomycota; Eurotiomycetes; Eurotiales; Aspergillaceae
Product: putative C6 transcription factor
Exons: 4
Coding region: 220-2199 (659 amino acids)
Biological process (GO): regulation of DNA-templated transcription; DNA-templated transcription
Molecular function (GO): zinc ion binding; DNA-binding transcription factor activity, RNA polymerase II-specific; DNA binding
Source: RefSeq, a predicted model, not a curated record